AUGGAAAAAUUAAUCAAAAAUGACAUGAUAAAUAAGGUGAAAAGACAACUUGUUGAGUUAAAAGAAGCCAUAAAGAAAGGACAAUCUCAAAUUGAUAAAGAAAUAGAAAAUUUAAUUGAAGGGAAACCUGAAAAUACGGAAGUUAUUAUUGAACAAAAAUUAAAAGGAAUUGAAGAGAUGAAAAAGAUUAUUGAAGAAUGUGAAAGUUUUAUUCAUGAAGCAAACGAAAUGAUACAAAAAGAGGAAUUUAAUUGUUUUGUUAUGAAAAAUAAAAAAGAAGAAAUUUCCAAAGAAGAAGAAUUGAACAAAAUGAAAGGAUAUGCUCAAAGUAUUAAAAGAAAAGAAGUUCACGAAGAGUUUGAGAAAUAUGAUGAGUUUGUAGUUCACCAAAACGAAGACAGUAAAAAAGAGGAUGAACGGGUUAUGAUUAAUCAACUUCAAAAUGAUUUGAUUGAACAAGCACUUACAAAGUUACAAGAAUGGAGUAAUAAAAAUGAGGUUCAUGUUUUAUUUGAUAGUGAUUUAAAUGAAUGGAGUGAGUAUCAAAACACAGGAUUAUUUAAUAGACCAAGUAUAUUUUUAUUUAUAUUUGAUGAAAAUAAUAAUGUCUUUGGGUGGUAUUUUCCACAAGGGAUAAAUGAGAAUGGAAUUAGAGAAUAUCAAGAAUGUUAUUUACAAAAAGGAACAGAAAAAAUUUUUGAAAUACAAAAAAUCAAACAAAAAGACAUAAAAAUUGGAAGAGGUGAUUGUAUUAUUGAAAUGAAACAAGGAAAUACUAUUGAAACACAAAUAAACUUUAGUUCCAACAAGAAAACAACAUCUUAUUGUUAUGAUUCAUUGUUUAAUGUAGAACGUAUUAUUUGUAUUCAAAUGCUCUGUGAUGAAUGUUUAGAUGUUAUACAAGACAACUUACAACAAUUACAAGAAUGGAGUGGGUUGUAUGAAUGUAGUAGAUUAUAUGAUACAUUAGAAGAUGGUGAAAAUGAAGGAGAAAUGAAAGAAAGAAUAAAUGGAGAGAGUAAUAUAUUUAUUAUCUGCAUAGAUGAAUAUGGGAAUGUUUUUGGGUGUUUUAUUGAAGCAGAAAUAGGAGAUUCAUUACUUUUAAAUUCAAGAAAUCAUUUUUUAUUUGCAUUUGAUAAUACUGAAGAUUUAAGUGGACAUCCUCGUCGAUGGAAAAUGAAAAAAGAGAGAUUAGGAAAAUUAAUUUUAGGAGAUAACGAUAUGUUGUUUUCAUGUGGUGAUGAUAUUUCUCCAUUUGGAAUGUUAAUAAUUUUUAAAACUUCAUUUAGAAGUAGUUUUUGUGCUAGUUUAUCUAAUGUAUAUGAAUAUAUUAAAGAUGAUGAUUUAAAUGGUACAUGUUUUAAUGAUGAAAGGAGAGAUACUUUUAAAGUACAACGAGUUAUUGUACUUAAAAUGAACUAA
Messenger RNA from Entamoeba nuttalli P19, 1422 nucleotides. RefSeq lists its product as hypothetical. The record is from RefSeq and is a predicted model, not a curated record. The coding region runs from base 1 to 1422 and encodes 473 amino acids. The transcript has a single exon. NCBI's taxonomy places the organism in Eukaryota, Evosea, Mastigamoebida, Endamoebidae.